AUGCAGCAGAGCCAUGAGGAGGAGCGUCAGGCAGCGGGGGCGGCGAUGCACCGGAUGGAGGCCGAGAUGAGGUCGCAGCAGCAGACACAGCUAGCCGGGCCGCCACGCCGCGCAGCCGCGUCGUCCACGAACCCGUUUGCCAGCAUGGGCGCGCUGUCGAAGGAACCAGGGUCAUUUCCUGACCAGGGUGACGAUGGCGAUGACGUUUUUGGCGUUGGCACCGAGCAGCACCCCACGGCGACUGGUGAUGCCGUGUCCGUGGAUCGCCAGGCCGAACCGGAGGGCCUCGUGACAGAGCUUCGAGGGCGGCUAGCGGAGCUGGAGGCUGCUUUGUCAAGCGCCACACUGGCCCGGGAUAGCGCUGUGGGAGAGGUGGAGCGUCUUGCACGGCAGUGCGCCGAUGCGGAGGCGACCAUGCACCGGAUGGAGGCCGAGAUGGCGGCAGAGAAUGCCAAGCUGAAGGAGGAGUUGUGUCGGAUGCAGCAGAGCCAUGAGGAGGAGAUUGAGGCUGCGCUGCUCGAGGCAAGCGACCGCAUUGCGGAGCACGAUGAUCUGCUUCGGCAUAAACUGGAGGAGCAGGAGGCGGAGCUUGAAGCGAGGUUUCUGGAGCAGCUGAAUUCGUUCAAGGAGCCCGGUGGUGAUUCCGAUGCCUUGCAUUCUCUGCUGAGUCUGAAGGAAGAGAAUGCCAAGCUGAAGGAGGAGUUGUGUCGGAUGCAGCAGAGCCAUGAGGAGGAGCGUCAGGCAGCGGGGGCGGCGAUGCACCGGAUGGAGGCCGAGAUGAGGUCGCAGCAGCAGACACAGCCAGCCGGGCCGCCACGCCGCGCAGCCGCGUCGUCCACGAACCCGUUUGCCAGCAUGGGCGCGCCGUCGAAGGAACCAGGGUCAUUUCCUGACCAGGGUGACGAUGGCGAUGACGUUUUUGGCGUUGGCACCGAGCAGCACCGCACGGCGACUGGUGAUGCCGUGUCCGGGGAUGGCCAGGCCGAACCGGAGGGCCUCGUGACAGAGCUUCGAGGGCGGCUAGCGGAGCUGGAGGCUGCCUUGUCAAGCGCCACACUGGCCCGGGAUAGCGCUGUGGGAGAGGUGGAGCGUCUUGCACGGCAGUGUGCCGAUGCGGAGGCGACCAUGCACCGGAUGGAGGCCGAGAUGGCGGCAGAGAAUGCCAAGCUGAAGGAGGAGUUGUGUCGGAUGCAGCAGAGCCAUGAGGAGGAGAUUGAGGCUGCGCUGCUUGAGGCAAGCGACCGCAUUGCGGAGCACGAUGACCUGCUUCGGCAUAAACUGGAGGAGCAGGAGGCGGAGCUUGAAGCGAGGUUUCUGGAGCAGCUGAAUUCGUUCAAGGAGCCCGGUGGUGAUUCCGAUGCCUUGCAUUCUCUGCUGAGUCUGAAGGAAGAGAAUGCCAAGCUGAAGGAGGAGUUGUGUCGGAUGCAGCAGAGCCAUGAGGAGGAGCGUCAGGCAGCGGGGGCGGCGAUGCACCGGAUGGAGGCCGGGAUGAGGUCGCAGCAGCAGACACAGCUAGCCGGGCCGCCACGCCGCGCAGCCGCGUCGUCCACGAACCCGUUUGCCAGUAUGGGCGCGCCGUCGAAGGAACCAGGGUCAUUUCCUGACCAGGGUGACGAUGGCGAUGACGUUUUUGGCGUUGGCACCGAGCAGCACCCCACGGCGACUGGUGAUGCCGUGUCCGGGGAUGGCCAGGCCGAACCGGAGGGCCUCGUGACAGAGCUUCGAGGGCGGCUAGCGGAGCUGGAGGCUGCCUUGUCAAGCGCCACACUGGCCCGGGAUAGCGCUGUGGGAGAGGUGGAGCGUCUUGCACGGCAGUGUGCCGAUGCGGAGGCGACCAUGCACCGGAUGGAGGCCGAGAUGGCGGCAGAGAAUGCCAAGGUGAAGGAGGAGUUGUGUCGGAUGCAACAGAGCCAUGAGGAGGAGAUUGAGGCUGCGCUGCUUGAGGCAAGCGACCGCAUUGCGGAGCACGAUGAUCUGCUUCGUCAAAAGCUUGAGGAGCAGGAGGAGUAUUAUGAGAAAAUAAUUGCAGACAAGACGCGGUUAGAGUCUCUUCCGGUGGAUAAUUCUGUGUUGGGUGAUGCGUUUUUUUGGAAGGAGGAGCAUGAUAAAUUGUAUGAGCGAUUUGAGCAGUUGCAAACCGAAUUAAGAUCUUAUUUACGGGAUACUACUGUGCAUCAGGAUGUAGAGGCGGUGGUCCGGCAGGGUACAGCUGCUGAGGAAGGUACGUGUGUUGAUGGACCUUUGCAGGCUGCAUUGAACGAAGUUGAUUUGCUUAAAGGGCAAAUUUCAGUGCUUCAAAGAACCAGGGAGCAGGAGGAGGAGAAAGUUGCUAUGCAGGAGAGGGACUUGCAAGAGCUGCGGGAGCGAUUGAGGGCAGAGGAGAAAAGCCGUUGUGAGUUUUCUCAAAUGUAUGAAGAUGCAGCUGCCUUGUUACGUGAUGGUGCUACGAGCGUGGAGAUGCUUCUGCAGGAGAAGCGGGCACGCAUUGAGGAGCUGGAGUCACAAACCGAGAAGAUGUCGCAACAGGUGCUCUCAACAGAGGAACAGCUGCGGUUUGUUCGGGUGGAGUUGGAACAGCGGCAGCAAGAGGUGGAUGAGGGAACAGAAAGAUAUUUCAGGCUGGAGGCGGUGCAUCGUGAGAUGGGCGCUGAGCUGCGUGAAGUCAAACGUCUGCUUGAGGAACGACAGCGGACGUUGUCGCAGCGGCUAGAACGUGUACAGAACGAUAUGGAGAAGCAGAUGCAUGACGCAUCAGAGGAAAUGCGUCGUGUAUGCUGUGAGCAUGAACAGCAAGAGAAUGGACUGCGUCGCGAGAUUGACCGUCUGCGGGCGGAGUUACAGGCGGCCCAAACACUUGCUGCCACAAUGCCGUUCACGGCGCAGACGAAUAACCAUCAACUUGUGCACCUUCGUCAAAAAUUGGAUGAGGCCUUGAGUGAAAAAAUGCAGGUUGUCGCAGAGCUUGAGGCAAUGCAACAGUUACUGCGUAAGAAGGAGUCUUUGUCGCGUGGCCGGCAACAGGGCGCUGAAGAUGGCAGUGAGGCGGGUGACAGCGGUCAGUCCCUCGAUGCUCGAAUCAACUCGCUGCUGCAGCGGAGCGAGUCACUGGGGGUGAGGGUGCAGCAAUUAACAACAGAGAAGGAGACCUUGCUGCAGGAGAAGGAUGCAUUGGAGCUGGAGGUGCAAAGCGCCAGACGCAUGGUGGAGGUGCGGGAACUCGCAUGUCAGCGGCAAACGGAUGAGGUGAAACAAAGUCGAACGCAAAUUGCCGCCAUGAAGGAUGAUUUGUCAUUCAGGAUUCAGUCGUGUAACGCGCUGCGACAGGAAUUGAGUGAGGCACAGGAGCAAGCAGCGGAACUCGCUCGCGCCUACGAAGACCUUCAAUUGGUUACCUUUGCAGAGCGGCGCAAUUUAUUGCUGAGGGAAUAUAUGGAGGCCAUUCUUCUUGCGAAGGCGAUGACAGUACCGCGUGUCAUGCAAGAUGUGCUUCACGGUAUCAUGCAAGCGCAUCGGCAGCUGUUGCGGCGAUUCUCGGAGAACCAGCGGAACCUUCUUGCCAGAUGCGACGCCAUUGAGCAGACAGCCACAGAAGCGAUGGUUGAGGGGGAACGGCAGAGUAAUGAGCUGCUUUCGAUCAUCGAGGACGCAAAGGCGGAGCAGCAACAGCUGCAGGAGAUUAUCGAACGCCUCGAAAUGGAACUUGCCGCGGCCAAUCGCGUUGCUAGGGAGUCCACGGAGGAGGCAGCUGCGGUAAAAAAGAUUUCAACGGAGGCGACAAAAGACGCACGCGAGGAGGCGUCAAAAGCCAAGAGCGACCUCCAGGCCUUGCAACUGGAGUACAACUCGGCAGUCAACACUAUCAGCCUGUUGGAGACUGAAAAAGCCAACGCCGCCCGAAUACUCGCACGGGCAAAUUCGAGAUUAGAGGAGCUGGCGGCGCAGCAGCAGGAGGAGGUGGCUCGGUUGCAGGAGUCAUUACUCGAAAAGACGUGUUUGCUCCGCGAUGCACAGGAGGCGGCUAAGAACAAGUUGGAGGCGGUGGAACAACAGGCGGAAGACUACAAGGCUCAGCGAGACGAUGCUACAAAGCGGGCACAGGCUGCCCAGGCGUCGUUGGAUCGUGUGUUGCCGCGACUCGAGCGGCUUGAGGCGGAGCAGGCGGCUCGCGAGGCAGAGUUGAUGGACACAACGCAGCAGCUGACGGCGUUAUCGCAGCGCAGCACAUCAACGGAAGUAGUAUCGCGUCGUCAAGUGGAAGCGCUCAAUGCGUCCCUUGCCGAACUGCGGUCUGCCCAUGCUGCUCUGAGCGAAGAGUGUACAAAGGCACAUGAACAUAUUAAUGAGCUAAAGAACCAACUGACGGCAAGCGAGGCUGAGAUUGGGCGGUUACGCACUCGCAAAGCGCAGCAGGAGCAGGAGGCGGAGGCGGCAAAGGCACGGCUGACGGAGCUGGAAUCCCUCUAUGCGAACGACACGAGCGACGCUGCGACAUGGCGACGUGGCGCAGAGCGACGCAGUGCGGCGUUAGAAAUCCGCAACAGCGCUCUUCAGGAGGAGCUGCAGGCCUCUCAAAAACAACAAUGUGUUUUGCAAGAACACGUUGAUGUCUUGGAGGCAAAGCUACGGCAGAUGUCGGAUGAGAAUCACAGCAAAGACCAACAGCAGCGGCGUUCUAUUCAACAGUUGAAGGAGCGCUGUGAAAUAUUGGAGGGUGAGAUUGGGAAGCUGGAUGAAGCACACGCAAACCUUAGUGUGGAGCGGGACACGCUGCACCGUGACUGGUUAAACGCAAAGCAGGAUGUGGGGAGCCUGGAAAACCACCUGGAGGCCACAAAUCAGCACAAUGAGCAGCUUCACAAGGAGCUUCGACGCCAGAAGGAAUCCCAUGAUGCGGAGCUGCAGAUGGUGCGGAGGACUCUUGCAGAUGCUCAGGAGGAAAUUUCCCGGUGUCGUUGCACACUUGUCGAGGCGGAAGCGCGGGAAAAUGAGUUGAACCACGUGGUUUACGCGCUAAAAAAGGAGAAGGCCCGGUGUGUUGAAGAGCUUCAACAGAUGCGGGGACUGGCAGAAAGUGAGCAGGAAUUACUGGUUCGAGAGCGUUCACAAAGGCAGGUGCAAGUUGCAGAGCUACAGGAGGAGGUGGUGCAACUCCAGAAGGACCUUCACGCAGCGCGACAGGAGUGUAAAGGGCUGGAAUGUAAAUGCACGCAGCAUGCGGAUGAAGCAGAGCUUCUGCGCCGCCAGUUGACCGAUAGGACAGAUCGCUGCCGGACCCUUCAGCAGGAUGCGGCGGCGCAGCAUGAGCAGCUGACGGCGACUGUGAAGUCCCUUCGCGCCGAAGUGGCAACGCUGCAGUCAAAGCUUGAAGAAGCACUGGACACUUUGGCUCAGAAACAGCGUGAGUAUGAGCAGUGCGAGGAGCGCAGCCUGCGAAAAAUGGAGGUGAGUCGACUGUCGGAGGAAACUCUCCGGAAGGAAGUGGCGGAUCUCCAGCGGGACGUGCAGCAGCUCCAGCAGAAGUUGGCUUUUACCGCAACCGCCGCUCACGAUGCAGAGAAGACUGGAGCGCAACAGCAGGCGACGAUACGUAAACUCACAGAGGAAUUGGAGCGCCAAAAUACUCAGUCGACAGCAUACUUGAAGGAGAGGGAACAGCUGCAGAGUGCCUUGCGGGAGAAUACGUCGCAAUUGGAGCGUGUGGCACGGAAGGCGACUGCCGAUCUGGAGACGGCUCUUGCGAAAACCAACGAGCUGCACCGCAGCAACAUUGAGAAGCUGGAAACUGCGUUGCGGCGGGAGCAGCAGGCAGCGCAGGAGGUCCGCACAGCACGGGAUCGCGCCCUGGAGUCACUUGAGGAGCGGCAAGGCGAGUGCGAGUUUCUGCGGGCGGAGGUGGCACGACUGCAGCAAAUGUUGCGCUCCGCACAGGCACAAGUGGCAUCCACCCAGGCAGAGGUCAGGAGUACCGUGACGCAGGUGGUGGUGGAGGCAGGCCUCCCACAGGAAGGCGAACUCUCACUGAGUAGCGUGGUGAAUCAGUUGCUGCUGCGUCUCAAUCGUCUUUCUCACACCGCUGUUUUACUAGACGUUGAGGUCUCGCAAUUCAAAUGCUUUGAAAAGGCUUGUGAGGCACAUGCCGCGGCACUGCGAUGUGUGAUAGACGCGACGCGGUCCUCGCAGCAAGUUCCUGCCAGCAGCACCGCACCCACUUCUCCCCUUUUACCAAUGUGUGAAAGCAGCAGUGGGAGCAGCACGCACUCUUUGCGGCAACGAUCCUUUUCUUCGCGUUCUCGAGUCCUACAGGAUAUCAUAAGCAGUGUCUCAACCUUUGCUCAUCGCUUGAUGGACCACUGUCACACAAUUCGUGGCAUGUUGGAUAACAUGGAGGCGGCAGUUGUGCAGUGCGACACGAAAUUUGUUGGAGAUCCAGCGGUUACUCACGUAAAGCUUGUCGUUAUGGCGACAUUAAGUGAACUGCAACUUCGCACAUCACGGCAGACGGCGUUUCUUUCCCAGAUAUUUGAUGGUGCUGUCAUGUCAACGGCUCUUCAGGAGGCCAUACGAUUUCUGCGUGACGAUGAGACAUACGUGCUGCGUCCAUUCAAUGAACUUCUUAUGCCUUCUUCAUCAUCUCCAUUGUCCACGCCUCGGUGGGGCGGCGGUGUCCAGGAAUCAACUUUCUUCACGACAGCCCGAGUCCCAGCCGCAGAUACUGCUUCUAUGAGUCAGCACUUGUGGAAGGGCUCGGCCAAGAAGGAGAAUGAGCUUCGGUCACGAAUUGUGGUAGACCCAAGACAACACAUGGAGAGUGCUAAAAUGCCCGGCGAAGAGCCACGAGGGCCUUCAAUCCCUGCCACUUCAGGGGCAGAGGCUUCGAUGGCGUCUGCAACGACGGCGGUGGAUGCAUCAACGGGUCCAGAGAGUAGUUCAGCCAACUGGUGUGUCAAUCAUGAAAUGCAGGAUGCAGCGUAA
This is a messenger RNA of Trypanosoma cruzi, 6972 nucleotides long. RefSeq lists its product as uncharacterized. The transcript has a single exon. Bases 1 to 6972 code for a protein of 2323 amino acids. The record is from RefSeq and is a predicted model, not a curated record. NCBI's taxonomy places the organism in Eukaryota, Euglenozoa, Kinetoplastea, Trypanosomatida, Trypanosomatidae.